AUGAGAGCAACAAAUAUCUUACAAUUUCAAAGCACACCAGUAACGAACUUACUGAGACCGUGGAAGAAAUUCAAAGAUGGUACGAUAUUUUAUGGUCUCACUAAGACCGGUAACAAGCGAACACCAUUAACGACGAAACAAGGUAACAAGACGAUGUAUAAAGGUACCAGAUCUUCAGGUAUAGGUAGACAUACGAAAUAUGGUGAAUAUGUUAUUAAUUGGAGGAAGGUUAGGACAUUUGUUACUCCGACAUUUCCGAAUUUGGAAUUAAAACCUUUGGUUAGCCAUAAUACGAAUGAAUUAAGACACGAAUUUACUGGGUUUAAAAAGGGUCCAUUAGAUAAAAAUUUAUAUUUUGAAAAAAUUAAAGAAUUUAUUCGGGAUGGGAGAGUUCAAGGGAAGGCAAGUGAUGUUUCUUGUCAUGCUGAAAGAGGUUGA
This is a messenger RNA of Naumovozyma dairenensis CBS 421, 438 nucleotides long. RefSeq names its product mitochondrial 54S ribosomal protein mL41 (gene MRPL27). The coding region runs from base 1 to 438 and encodes 145 amino acids. The record is from RefSeq and is a predicted model, not a curated record. The transcript has a single exon. Gene Ontology annotation, biological process: translation. Gene Ontology annotation, cellular component: mitochondrial large ribosomal subunit. Gene Ontology annotation, molecular function: structural constituent of ribosome. Lineage: Eukaryota; Fungi; Ascomycota; Saccharomycetes; Saccharomycetales; Saccharomycetaceae.